Molecule: messenger RNA, 2130 nt
Organism: Symbiodinium sp. CCMP2592
Lineage: Eukaryota; Dinophyceae; Suessiales; Symbiodiniaceae
Source: the annotation of a GenBank genome assembly
AUGCUGAGGAGGCCAAAAUGCCGAAUUUUUGCCUUGUUAACAGGGUGUGUGCUUGCGUUGGUAUGGGUGGUUCUCCGUCCGGCGCUUCUGAGGGCACCUGUCCAUGUGCUCCAUGAGGCUGCAGCCUGGGCCGAGGCUGCCAAGUAUCGCGGCGUGCGAUAUCACAAGCAAACUCAUGUGUUCGAGGCAUUGCUGCAAGUUCGAGACGGACCAGGCUACAUUGGUCAAUUCAGUACAGCGAAGGAGGCCGCACAGGCCUAUGAUCGAGAGGUGAGGCGUACAUACCCAGAUGCCACUCCAGAUCACAAGUUCCGGCUCAAGAACCUACUGAAUCUUCCCUCGGAGGAGGAAGCUGCAUACCACGAAACACCGGAAGAGGCACGCAGGCGUGCGAUGAAAAUAUGGGGCGCCAAUCACCGCAAAGAGGCCAGAUCCUUCGAGCUGUUGAAGGAGGCCUUGAAUGCAUCACCUUACUCGGAGAAGUACGAGCUGGUGCGCUUGACUGGGUCUUCCAAAGCAGAUGCUUUGUUCAAGCUGCACGGCUCGUCACAAGCGGGUCUACCGAUUCAGCUCAAGGCAGCAACAAGUCGGUGCAGGGAAGGAAGGGCUUACCAUUUCAGCAACUUGCGGGGAUACGACGGCAUGCUGGUCGUUCUUGUCGCGCUGGAUGGGGGCCACUUCUGGGCGGCCGCCGGCGAGGAACUCAAGUCUGAGAGCAUGGGCAUAACCAUCGGAUGCGACAGUGAUACGCAUCGGCGGGUCGAAAACAUAGUGUCGCAUUUGGUUGGUUGCUUCAAGAACACAAGGAGGUUUCGUCAUGUAUCGGUUGAAGAGGCUGAGUGUGAUUGCUCCCCUUCUCAUCGGGUUGAAGCAGCUGUGCAUCGGCAGCUCAAAGCUUUGUUCCGAAGCAUGAGCUGGAGCUUGACCUGCCCGCAUGAACAUCAGACGACAGUCGACUCCCUGCUGCAAGUCGGCAUCGGGGGGCCGGUGUUAUGCUUACAAGAGAAGUCAUCACACUUCCUUGAGCGUGAGGGCAGAUAUACUGUAAACUUGAGCAAAAGCGGAGGUUCGCUUGGACGACGAGCAUACGCUCAGAACGACUUCGACUUGCUGGUCGCCUGUGUCUUGCUUGAAGGUCGGCUGCAAGGCGUGUUCUUGAUUCCCAUCUCCGAGUUGGUGCAAACAGGCUUUGUGGCCAACAGGCCCCGCAAGCUCACUCUGUAUCCGCCCUGGUCCCCUCCGAAGAUGAAUUCCACCAAGCAGAAAUAUGCCUGGCAGCACAACUGGUUCCUGGACCUUCGCACCUGGCGCGGCUCCGGCGGGCUGCCUGAUGAGCUGAAGGGGCGCGUCGAGCGGCUGACUGCAAAGGAGGAGUCCAAGAUUCCCGAGAAGCGUCCCGCUCCCGAGGAUGCAGCUGCCGCAGACGUUGCGGCGAAGCAGCCCCGGCUGGCUGCCCCCGCAGCGAAAAAGCCCGCCGCACCCAAGGCGGAAGCAAAAGAGAAGAAGUUGACGAAGGAAGAGAUGGAGGCCAAAGUCCUGGAGUACAUGAGGCAGCAGAACCGGCCAUACAAUUCACAGAAUGUCUUCGACAACCUCCAUGGUGCCGUGCCCAAGGCCACCGUGCAGACCAUCAUGGACACGCUCUGUGUCGCUGGGAAGCUCGUGCUCAAGGAGUACGGCAAGAUCAAGGUCUACCUCGCUGCCCAGACAGCGCCUACGGCUGGCGGUGAUGAGGAGCUGGCGGCGGCCGUCGAGCAGGCUUCGGCCCAGCGGAAGGAAAUCCAGGGCCAGGUGGAUGAGGUGCGGAAGUCGCUGUCGCAGUUGGAGAGCAAGCACGCAGCUGCAAGAGAGGCCAAGGCGGCCGCAGAUGAAGUCGCCAAGCUCGAGGCGAAGGCCUCGUCGCUCCGCGCUGCCUCGGGCGAGGAGAGGGUGGACGAGCGUGAGGUCCUCGCGGUGGAAGAUUCGCUGAAGAAGGCCGCGGGCGCUUGGCGCAAGCGGAAGCGCCUCUGUGUAGACGCCCUGAAAACAUUGGGAGAGGGCAUCGGAGCAAAGCUGCAGCAACUCUUCGAACGCUACGGUGUCGACACGGACGAGGACUGCGGCCAGGUGAUGCCCGCUGAAUUCAGCUGA